Molecule: messenger RNA, 612 nt
Organism: Symbiodinium sp. CCMP2456
Lineage: Eukaryota; Dinophyceae; Suessiales; Symbiodiniaceae
Source: the annotation of a GenBank genome assembly
AUGUUUUCGCCAGCUGCGUCGCCUACGAGCUCACCAGUGUGCUCGCCCGUGCGAUCGACGUCGAAGGCGUCGAAGAUAUCAAAGCAGCUAACGACUCAGCUGGACCCGGACCUCCUCCGGGCAGUGUCGCUUGACCGAGCCCUGACGGGCUGGGGCAGGCACUGGGAGACCCCGGACAAUGGUAUGUUUAAUGUGGAUCCAAAGAACUACGACCUUAGCCAGCCAAUCGAAUCCUUGGACGUGUUCCUCAGCCAUGACUGGGCCUCGAGUGGAAAGCAAAAGUUCUUGUCGCUGCUCAUCGUUUACAACUCACGUGCUGCUUUUCUGGCAUGCCUUGUGAUCAGCGUCCUUGUCGGCGUGCUGCGGGGCUACAGGGUGCUGCCAGAUGAGGGCUGGACUGUGGUGAUUGGUCAUGGCAGCUAUCUCUUGGUUUUCCUCUUCUGGCAGCGCUUGCGGACGCUUGUUUGCAGACCUUUAAUGGUAUUCCUGGACAAGCUCUGUGUGGCUCAGCAUAAUGAAGAGUUGAAGCAGAAAGGCAUCGAAGGCAUCGCCGCCUUUCUUCUGAGCUCUCGGCAGCUCAUGGUUUUGUUGACACCACGCGGCCCGUUGUGA